Pseudocercospora fijiensis CIRAD86 is the source of this 2265-nucleotide messenger RNA. RefSeq lists its product as uncharacterized. The record is from RefSeq and is a predicted model, not a curated record. Lineage: Eukaryota; Fungi; Ascomycota; Dothideomycetes; Mycosphaerellales; Mycosphaerellaceae. The transcript is spliced from 10 exons. The coding region runs from base 613 to 2265 and encodes 550 amino acids.
ACCGAACGGUGAUGGCACAAAGACCGAGCCGGAAGAGCUCAGCUGCUAUUUCUGCUCAGAUGUCGUCGCACCUGCAGAUAGUCAGAAGUCAGCGACGCUGGAUCAGCAAUGUACGGUCACAAGACCUGGCGCUGCACCCAUCGCAUCUGCAUUGGCGGUAGAGAUGCUGGUCUCAAUAACGCAGCAUAAAUUGAAAGGCCGCGCCCCUGCACCACAGCCGCCAACAUCAACAGCAAUCGCUCCCGCCCCGCCAACAGAUCCGACGGUGCCCAACUCACAUCCUCUUGGCACUGUUCCACAUCAACUGCGCGGUUACAUGUCGACAUGGCAGACACUGCAGAUCAAGGGUAGAGCAUAUGACUGCUGUUCUGCUUGCUCGCCGAAAGUGCUGCACGCAUAUGAACGUGAUGGGUGGGACUUUGUCAGGAAGGCACUCAAUGAAAAGGGCUUCGUGGAGGAGAUAUCAGGUCUGGCAGAAGUGCAAAGACAAGCUGAAGCUGCCGCACAAGCGAUGCAAGAUGAGGAAGGUGACUGGCCUGAUGAAGAUGAAGAAGGCGAGCUGAUAUGAUAUGAUGGGAGCGGUACAUCAAUAGUAGACCCCCAGUCCACUCCAUGCAAAGCAUCCGAGAGCUCACACCGGUCUCCAUCAUUCACGUCUCCUCUUCCUCGUUGCGCCAUUCUCUAUUCAGAACUCGCCGCAUUCACUGCAGCUUCCAUCCUCGUACUAUUGCUCACGCCUCUCGAGCCUCUCAAUCCUCGCUUGCUCCAUCGCCUCAAUAUCAUGAUCAUCUUCACCCAUAUCAAUCCAACCUCCAUCUACGGGCCUGUAUUCAAUCCGAAACACAUUCUCCACGACCCCAUAACCCUCCAAUCCCAACUCCGCGAACACUUUCGACUUAUUCAAAACAAAACCUAAUGCGAAGCUCGAUACCAUUAGUUUCGAUUUCGCGUCCUCCCGAUAAUAACAUUGCGUUAAUUGCCAUUCUUGGGGAGAACAAGUUCACCGCAAUAUCUAGGACGCUGGAAGCCUGCAAUUUCAGCAAGAUUCUUUUGAUUUGGGAUGCGGGCUUCUUUGCCACUGUGAUCGAGGAAAAAGCUCUUGAAAUUUCUGACAUCUUCUUCGUACUGAUUGAUGUUGGCUUUGGGAGGGCCACUGAGAUGGUCUAUGGAGUCUCUCGUCUUGCGAGUUUGAUCUGGCCGCUUUCUUCGCGGCUUCGUGAGUGGGACUUUGUGAUUCCUCGCGCGGUAGAGUGGGUGACUUGCAUACCACGGGAGCACUGUCGAAUUCAAGGUGAAGUGGAAGUGGAAAUGGAGGCGGAAGUGAAAAAUGACGCCAGCAGAGAGAGCAGGAGCGUGAACACAAUAACUGAUAAAUUUCUCAGAGAAAAAGAAAAAGCCAUGAUCGCCUCCCACGACAGCAUCCCAGCCGUACAAGGUCCGUUCAUGGCAUUGCUGCCAUCGACUUUCUUCUAUUCUAGUGCACCUGCUGCUCAUUCGACUCUCGAGAGAACAAAGAAAAAUGACCGCGCAAACCCACCACGCAUACGUUCCAGGCUACAAGCCCGAGCACAUCAGACCUCACGCAUUGGCGGACAGUGGAGAACAGUGCAGCCUACUUAUCUCCUGCCCAAAAUACAAGAAAUCUCAAGCAAGAAACCCGACAUAAAGCGACUCGAUUGCGGCGCAGGACCAGGCCUACUCUCAGCAUCCUUGGCCAAACUCAUCCCCCAAGGAACAGUCCCAAAAAUUUUCGCCUCGUCAGAAGGAAUUUCCAAUAUGAAAUUCCAGGCCGCAAAUGGUGCACGCACAUCAAGUCCUCCUCCACCUGGACGAACCAUCAGCGGCUCUCAAAAAAAAAUGCCGAGAUCGCGAUUUCACAGGUUCGACAACCUACGAUCCCCCAAGUCAGACUUGAUCGAGGAAUAUCUAAAGUUGAGCAAAGCCGUCGCGAAAUCUUCUGGUCGACUCGAGGGUUUGGGUGUGAGACUCGUAUCUCUUGCGAUGGAAGCUGGGGUCCCUCGCGCACAUAUUCAGGCCUCGAUGAGUAGUUGGUGUUACUCGACUCCAGAAGAACGAGAUAUGUGGGGAGGCAGUACGCGAGAUCGGUUGAGGUCGGGCGGUAUUCGAGAGACUGUGCUUGAGCGGAAACUUGGAUGGACGGAGAAGGAUAUGGAUGAUAUGGCGGAUGCUUGGCAGGAGUGGAUUAAAGCAGAGGAUGGCGUUUGGGGUCUUAUGAAUGGCGAGGUGAUUAUCACGAAACCUUGA